Pollicipes pollicipes is the source of this 613-nucleotide messenger RNA. RefSeq lists its product as uncharacterized. The coding region runs from base 140 to 613 and encodes 157 amino acids. NCBI's taxonomy places the organism in Eukaryota, Metazoa, Arthropoda, Thecostraca, Pollicipedomorpha, Pollicipedidae. The record is from RefSeq and is a predicted model, not a curated record. The transcript has 3 exons.
CGCCCGGUAUUUCGGUCCCGUGCCGGGGUCCGGUGGGGUCCGGCGGCGACCGGGCGGCCACACCCAGUGGCGCGCCAGGGGCUCUCGCAGGUCAUCGCUUAACUCUGCUCGGGCGUGAGACCGACCCAGGUGUCCGACGAUGGUGCACUGGAAGCGGGACCUCGACCUCUACACCAUCGGCCGCCCGCUGGAACGCAAUGCCGGCUUCUGGCUCAACUACAUGAAGGGCCUGAAAGGCGAGCGCGAGGACUCGCGGCGCAUCCCGAGCGUGCCGUGCCCCAGCGUCGGCUCGCACCCGUACUGGGCCGAGACGCCGACCCGGCGCGACCUGAUGGACCCGCGCUUCGGCGACCCGCUCGGCGCCGCCGGCAUCGCACACAGCGCCGAGUUUGACGACCUGCGCGACAUCAUGGCGCGCGCCAACCGCCGACGCCGUCAGCAGGAGAUCGACGACCAGCGGGCGCGCGCUCGGCCUGUACCCCUAAAGGUGGCGCAGCGGGCGCGGUGGGCGGGCGGCGGGGCGGACACAACGGCGGGGGCCAACGGCGAGGGAGGCGCCACUCAGGCGUCGGCCGCGUCAGUUUUGUCGGCUUUGGCUGAAUACACCCAGUGA